Molecule: messenger RNA, 1701 nt
Organism: Helianthus annuus (common sunflower)
Lineage: Eukaryota; Viridiplantae; Streptophyta; Magnoliopsida; Asterales; Asteraceae
Product: tubby-like F-box protein 3
Exons: 6
Coding region: 303-1460 (385 amino acids)
Molecular function (GO): protein binding
Source: RefSeq, a predicted model, not a curated record
AAACCAACUUAAACAAGAACAACUAAAACAACUUUAAACCUUCUUUAUUGCUUAAAACCUGCUGAUCCCAUCCCAUCCAGUCACAAUUCCCAUCUUUAAUUUAAUAAUAAUCAUCUUCUCCACCACAACCCUAAUUUCAUUUCCAUUCUCAAUAUGCUCUGUUUUCUACAUUUGUGAUUUACAAUAUCAGGUGAACUAGAUCAAUCUUCUUAUUUGUGGCUUUGAGUUUGUUGAGAAUGUGUGUUUAUGUGGUCAAUUAAGAAGGUCAACCGUUUGUUGUGUGAUUAAAAUUGAAGCUACAGAUGUCUUUCAAAACUAUGCUUCAGGAAAUGAAGGAAGAAUUUGGGAAUAUUUCAUCACGGUGGAUCGUGGAUGAUGAUACUUCUGUAGAAACUGAUGAUGAUUUGAAGUUGAGGUGUUGGGCUAGCAUGCCUCAGGAGUUGUUAACAGAUAUAUUAAUGCGGAUCGAGGCUUCCGAAUCCAAUUGGCCUGCUAGAAAGAGUGUCGUUUCUUGUGCUGCGGUUUGUCGAAACUGGAGGAUGAUUGUCAAGGAGAUUGUUAAAUGUCCGCAAGUUUCGGGCAGCUUGACAUUCCCGAGUUCGUUAAAGCAGCCUGGUUCAGUGGGAUCACUAACACAAUGUUUUAUAAAGAGGAACCGCAACGCUCAAACGUAUAACCUCUACCUCAAUUUGACCGAAGCUUCGAAUGAUGACGGGAAAUUCCUUUUUGCUGCAAAGAGGUUUCGGCGCACUAUCUGCACAGAUUAUAUAAUUUCCCUAAAUGCUGAUGAUAUAUCAAAAGGCAGCAGUGGUUACGUAGGAAAGUUGAGAUCAAAUUUUCUUGGGACCAAGUUUAGAGUUUAUGAUGCACAGCCUACUAACGCUGCAGCUUUAGCAACGAAAUGUCAUUCCUCGAGGAUGGGGAGCGUCAAACGUGUAUCACCUAAAAUCCCUGCUGGAAAUUAUCCAAUUUCCAACAUUUCAUAUGAAGUAAAUAACCCGGGAACCAGGUACAGGGGUCCACGACAGAUGCGAUGUGUCAUGAAUUCAAUCCCUGCAAACGCUGUUGAACCACGUGUGGGUCCUACACAAACCGAUUUCCACCUCAGCGAUGCGGAUUCCUUUUCAUCUCUCUCUCUUUCCAGAUCAAAGUCAGCACAUGUGAGUGAUUCCCAUUUGGGAUCACUAGUGUUGAAGAACAAGAAUCCUAGGUGGCAUCAGCAACUGCAAUGCUGGUGCCUUAACUUUAAUGGGCGUGUGACUGUCGCUUCCGUGAAGAAUUUUCAGCUCGUUGCUUCCUUAGAGAAUGAAAAUGGAACUAAAGAACAUGAAAAGAUCGUUCUCCAGUUUGGAAAAAUUGGAAAAGAUGUAUUCACCAUGGAUUAUCAGUACCCCAUAUCAGCUUUUGAAGCGUUUGCUAUCUGCCUUAGCAGUUUUGACACCAAGAUUACUUGUGAAUGACUUACAGGUAUCAGGUCCUUUUGAACUGAAAUGUCUGGUUUCUAGAAGAAAAUUGUCUGCACUCAGUUGUUGUCUAAGCUGCAAUCAAACUACAAAUACUAAAGGGUGGUUUCUGUUUUUUUUUUCGCCUUUAUUUAUUAAUUUUAUUUUAUCUGUAAAUAUAUCUUGAUUAGCUAUUGAUUAUAGGAUGAUUCAUGUUGAAACUAAAUUUGAUUAUUCAGUAAUGUCUUUUUUCUUUUAA